This is a messenger RNA of Durusdinium trenchii, 1443 nucleotides long. Lineage: Eukaryota; Dinophyceae; Suessiales; Symbiodiniaceae. The record is from the annotation of a GenBank genome assembly.
AUGCUCUUGGAGCAGCAGCCCAUGCUGUGGCCAACACGCAAAGCGAGCUGGAGCCUUAUUCUUGUUGGCUCCGCUGAGCCAAUGAAAAGCCUUUCGGCGACCCCAUUUGUUGUUGAUGUUGUGACGUGGUACUUGCUGAAAGCCUGUGGGAGUGAGGUUGAAGGGCAAAACCAGUGCUGGCCGAAACCAAUCCCUGUUUUCCUUGUGAGCAGAUCAACCUUUGGACCACGACAGGCUAUCGCUUUGUACGAAGCCUUCGCCCAAGAUGCCCAGCGCAGAGACCAUUGGUUUGUUGGUGGUCAGCCUGCCACUGUUGCAUUGGACGACUUCAUUUGUGAAGGCUUGAUGUAUUGCCUAUACAGUGAUGAGUCGUCCUACAACAACAUCGUGAAGAUCACAAGGAGCCUAUUCUUGCACAACUACCGAGCCAUCUACUAUCACAACCAGUACAAUUGGGACUUCAAGGUGAAGGAGUUUAGCGUCAGCAGCUCGAUAUUCUUCCGCAACUGCCAAGCUAUCUCCUUAUCUGUUUGGUACUGCAUGUCUUGCAUCAUCGAAGACUGUUUGUUCUUGCAGAACGACGAUGGUAUUGUUGGUGAGUUUUUCGGCUCGGGAGCACCCAGCGCACGGUACUUGAAGUCAACCUUCGCCCAAAACGUUCAAGCUGUUUCGCGCAAGGUUGAGAGCUACAAUCGUGGGUCCAACUUCGAAGAGAUUCUGUUCUACCAGAAUGAGUUUGCAUACUCUGACGUUUCCGGAUAUCAGCCUGCAGAAGAGGAAAGCUUCUGGCAGAAUGUCACCUUCUUGGACAACCAUAUCAGCAUGUUUCUGCGAUCUAGCCUGCAUCGUUUGCAGCGGAUCAAUUUCCUUGCUCCCUUUCACAUCUACUACAUUGGGACUUUGCUGUAUGAUCUCAGUCUGUCUUUAACGUUUUGGAACACCACUUCAGAGGAUGAUGUGGAGGCCAAAACGUAUCAUGCCAUCGAUGGAAGUGGUCAAGGACUUGUUCGGUUUCUUGAUGCAGAGUCCAUGCCUUCAAGCCCCUUCCUUCAUCAGAUGUAUCAAGCAGAUCCUUGCGCAGGGCAAUGUGUGCAGAAUUGGUUCAACACAAACUGGUCGAAAUUGAUUCGGGCAGAUGCAGGCACCUUUGGCUUAUAUGAUGUUGAUCAAAGCCUGAGCAGUGGGCAGAGCUUGAGAGAUGCUUUGUUGAGUGGGCACCACCCAACCAACAUGUCGCUGAGCAUGUACAUGCAGGAUCUCAUCGAUUUGUUCGAUGCAGUUGGUGCUUACCAGACAGCGGGCACAACCACUAGCCGUCUUCCAAGCACUACCCCAGGCACCACCCUGAGCACCGCAACCACCACAACGACUCCUGCCAAAGGGUGGGCAUGGUUUGUGGCUGAGGCACUUGGCGCCGGGGUGCACCCGACGGUUGGGAGUGGA